AUGGCUAUGUCCAAAUACGAAACUAUCCUCUGGGAAGAGAAGAUGAAAGAGCAGAUCAUGUCUCUUGCACGCGCAACUUACACGGAUAGCUUCUCGCAGUGUUCAGUCUUCGACGUCAUCCACACCACUAUCAAGGGACACAAAGCAGGCGUCGGCGUCCACACUCUUCACGCCACCCACCUCAUCGUCUACAAGUGGCCCUCUAUACACGCCGGCUUAGAAUUCGUCAUCACCGUGGAGUGUAAGAGCUUCGCUGAGGGCCUCGAAUCUCUCAUGGCAAGGAUGCAAGACCAGCUGGGUCGUAGUAUCGCUCGGGCGGAAGUGGACAAAGUAAACUCUUUCAUCGAGGAAGAUUGGAUCGAUUCGGCUAGGGCUGGGGUCGUGGUCGAAGAGGCGCGAUUUGUCAAGAUGAGGGCUGCCCUGGGUAAGCUUCGGAUGGUCUUUAAAGACUAG
This is a messenger RNA of Alternaria metachromatica, 453 nucleotides long. RefSeq lists its product as uncharacterized. The transcript has 3 exons. The record is from RefSeq and is a predicted model, not a curated record. Bases 1 to 453 code for a protein of 150 amino acids. Lineage: Eukaryota; Fungi; Ascomycota; Dothideomycetes; Pleosporales; Pleosporaceae.